Theobroma umbraticum is the source of this 599-nucleotide messenger RNA. RefSeq names its product Calcium-binding EF-hand family protein. Gene Ontology annotation, molecular function: calcium ion binding. The record is from RefSeq and is a predicted model, not a curated record. Lineage: Eukaryota; Viridiplantae; Streptophyta; Magnoliopsida; Malvales; Malvaceae.
AUCCGUUCUUAAUGCCAGAUUCCCUUCAUCAAAGGACAACCUCAACUCUUACUACAACAUGUCUUUAAAACCCAAAACUCUUCCUCUCCCCCUCACUCUUAUCUCAUUCGACAAAACAUAACCCAAAACCAUAAACAAGUUUACUCUCACCGCCACAUACCACAGCAAAAAGGAAAUGGCUGAUGAAGCAGAGAAGGCUGAGCGCGAUCGCAUUUUCAAACGCUUUGAUGCCAAUGGUGACGGUAAAAUCUCUGCAGCCGAGCUAGGAGAUGCAUUGAAGACACUCGGGUCUGUCACGGGGGAUGAAAUUAGACGGAUGAUGGCUGAGAUCGAUACCGAUGGUGACGGCUACAUUUCGUACCAGGAGUUCACUGAUUUCGCCUCUGCCAACAGUGGCCUAAUGAAAGAUGUUGCGAAAAUAUUUUAAGUUUUCUAGCUAUGCAUGCUUAACGUUCUUUUCCCAAUUUGAUAACUUGUUUUUGAAACUUUAAUCUCCAUGAUUGUGAGAGGUUCACUCUUCAUAUGGGUCCAACUGGAUUUCUUUUUUCUUUAUUUGUUUUUUUGUUACAUGAUAGAACUUGUUGGUAGUUAAACUGUAA